Anopheles moucheti is the source of this 1824-nucleotide messenger RNA. It is a transcript of the gene bc10, whose product is annotated as bladder cancer-associated protein. The coding region runs from base 325 to 564 and encodes 79 amino acids. Lineage: Eukaryota; Metazoa; Arthropoda; Insecta; Diptera; Culicidae. The transcript has a single exon. The record is from RefSeq and is a predicted model, not a curated record.
AGCAAAAUAUCGAGAGUGUAAAUACGAUCAUUUCCAAAAACUCUAAAGCCGUCGAGCGUAUUCAAAUCAACUUUCGAUGCUGGUACUGUUUCCGGCCAGGCGUGGAAUAGGCCCACGUCGGAGAUAAGUUGUUGGUGCAUCAGCAGCAACGCGCACCCGAUAAGCAUCAGCAUCAUCAUCUCCACCUACACGUACAUUACGACGAGGGCAGUGAAAGCACUGCUGGUGUCAGUGGCACACAGUGAAAAACAUCAACAUUCAUCAUCCUGUUGUUUGGCAAGUUGACUUGCGGGAGAAAUCAGCCGACCACGGCACGCUGAAGCCAUGUACUGCCUGCAAUGUCUCAUCCCGGUGCUGUUGAUACCCAAGCCGACGAAUCCAGCCCUGAUGCAAACGCAUGUGAUGUUCAUCGUGCUCUAUCUGAUCGGAUUCUUCCUCGAGCGUAAACCGUGCACCAUCUGCAGCCUGGUGUUCCUGAUGGCCGUGUUUCUGAUCUGCAACAGUGGCGUUGGGAACUGCCUGUUCUGGGGCAACUGCGAGGGCCACACGUGCGACAACGGCUAAUGGAAUGGACUGGCCUGGACCAAUGCUGGAGCGAGUGAGCUGGUGGGUUGGUGACGGUUUCUUUUUACUACUGUUUAUUUCACACUUUCUUGUCUUGAUUGUUUCCAUCGUUUUAACAUCGACUAAUUCGAUCAAUACGGCCAAAGAUUUAGUGAAAUGUGUAUCGUUUAAGUGUACCCAAUUGAUUAGAAUUAGUUGUUUUAUCGUUUUUAGUUGUUGAACCGGUUUUAUUAUUAGUUUUGUCGGUGCCUAUACGUUUUAUUUCGUUACGCUCGCCGAUAUGUUAAGGGGCAUAUUUCGAGAACACAAAGACUGCAGGACGCAGAUCAAUCUUAAACGCAAAAGCGGUUGUGCUGUGCUUGAUAAUGGAGCUGAAUUGAGCCUCGUAGAAUUGAAAAUAGCAAAGUCGUCCUUGAAAAUAGCAAUCGCUAACGGAGCUGAAUGAGCGAUAGAUAUUAGGCGUAGCUUACCCGAUAUGAUCGAUAUUGGAAGCGUCUGGUAUUAGGUCCAAUGUGUAAUGAUCAACAACAACAUUACCAUGCUUGCAGAAACGUACAGGUUGAUAAACUUUAGUAGCAUACAGUAGUAGUAAUACGUUUUGGAACAGUAAUGAUAAUCUUAUUCAGGAUUAAAUGGUUGUUAACGAUACAGGCAGCUCUAAAUUCAAACUACAUAACGAACAUUAAGUAAGUUCUCGCCCUUUUGCCCAGGAGCUAAAAAAUAUCGUUACAAAAUUAAUCAAAAAAAUGAAUAUCACUUGAACGUCCGCAGUCGGUCUCUCGGCGCUAAAUUGUAAGAUGGAAACAAGCACUAUCGCUAAACUAUCGUGCCAGCAAUCCGCUUGAAACACUUUGAAUGCCAAUCUGAUUGUGCAAAGGGAUUCUGUUCACGCCAUAUCGGGCAAUUACCUGCGCUUGUUGAACGUUUAUCUUGUUCUACUGUUAUCUGCCACUUGAAAAGAAGGUACGAUUGAUCGUCUGUUCGAUGGCAGGGUGGCACGGUCCGGCAUGUCCUGAACAGAAAGCUCAUAGAACUGGUUGGUUUGGCGCUUAACGUCGUUUUGAGAAGGAAAUCGCGAGUAGAAACCAAACAACACCUUCUAGAAAAGGAGCAAAAUAAGCGCCACACGCGAUCGAGAACGAUAACUGUACAUAGUUGAUGAACAUAAAUGUAGUAUUUAUUUUUUUAUGAAAUACAUCUUGAAUGUCCCUAGGUUAGCGUGUUAAAAUCAAUUUAAACAGCAAAUGUACACUAAUAAAA